Molecule: messenger RNA, 2598 nt
Organism: Condylura cristata (star-nosed mole)
Lineage: Eukaryota; Metazoa; Chordata; Mammalia; Eulipotyphla; Talpidae
Product: protocadherin gamma-A5
Exons: 1
Coding region: 160-2598 (812 amino acids)
Biological process (GO): homophilic cell-cell adhesion
Cellular component (GO): plasma membrane
Molecular function (GO): calcium ion binding
Source: RefSeq, a predicted model, not a curated record
UGAGCACUUAACACACAGACCAGAAGACAAGCUCUUUGGAAAAGCUGCUCUCCCGCGCCAUCCCCAUUUCCACCAGGGAAUACGUUCCCCUGGACUUUGGAAAAUAAGGAACCAGCAGACUGGAACAGGAUUAGAAGCAAAUCGGGCACCGAAAAGGAAAUGGCGGAUCCACCCAGGAGUUGGAGUUGCAGAGAGCUGCGCCUGCUCUUUGUGCUGAUGGGGACUCUGUGGGGGGCGAGGGGAGGGCAGAUUCGCUACUCCGUGCCUGAGGAGCUGGACAAAGGCUCCUUCGUGGGUAAUGUCGCUAAGGAUCUGGGCUUGGAAUCCUGGGAACUGGCGGAGCGCGGAGCCCGCAUCGUCUCCAGAGGUAGGACGCAGCUUUUUGCUUUGAACCCGGGGAGCGGCAGCUUGGUCACCGCGGGCAGGAUAGACCGGGAGGAGCUGUGCGCUCAGAGCGCGCGGUGCCUGGUGAGUUUUAAUAUAUUGGUUGAGAAAAAAAUGAAAAUUUAUGGAAUAGAAGUAGAAAUAAUCGAUAUUAAUGAUAACUUCCCACGCUUCCGGGAUGAGGAAGUAAAAGUAAAAGUUAAUGAAAAUGCGGCUACAGGAACACGGUUAGUGCUUCCAUUCGCUCGAGAUGCAGAUGUGGGUGUGAACUCCCUCCAGAGUUACCAGCUCAGCUCCAAUAGGCACUUCUCUCUGGGUGAGAAAAGUGGAACUGAUGGACAAAAAUACCCAGAGCUGGUAUUGGAAUGGCCCGUAGAUCGGGAGAAAGUGGCUGUUCAUGACCUCCUCCUCACAGCUUUAGACGGUGGAGACCCCAUUCUGUCUGGUACUACGCACAUCCGCGUGAUAGUGCUCGAUGCAAAUGAUAAUGCGCCCCUGUUCACUCAGUCGGAGUACAAAGUAAACGUUCCAGAGAACAUACCUGUAGGCACUCGGCUGCUCACACUAACCGCCACAGAUCCAGAUGAGGGAAUAAAUGGGAAAUUGACAUAUUCUUUUCGUAAUGAAGAAGACAAAAUUUCAGAGACUUUCAAACUUGAUUCCAACCUUGGUGAAAUCUCUACGGUGCAAUCGCUGGAUUAUGAAGAAUCGAGAUCCUACCUCAUGGAAGUGGUAGCUCAGGAUGGAGGUGCUCUUCUGACUAGCGCAAAAGUGCUGGUCACAGUACAGGAUGUAAAUGACAAUGUUCCCGAGGUAAUCCUGACUUCUCUGGCCAGUUCCAUCUCUGAAGACAGCCUUCCUGGGACUGUAAUCGCAUUGUUGAGCAUACACGAUAGUGAUUCUGGAGAGAAUGGUGAAACUGCAUGCUCUAUCCCCAAGAACUUGCCUUUUAAAUUGGAAAAGUCCGUUGAAAAUUACUACCAUUUACUGACAACAAGAGCCCUGGACAGGGAAGAGAUCUCAGAUUAUAAUAUCACAGUAACUGUGACUGACCGUGGAAACCCACCCCUUUCAACAGAAAACAUUAUCUCCCUGAAAGUGGCAGACAUCAAUGACAACCCUCCCCUCUUCCCUCACACCUCCUACUCCACCUACAUCCCAGAAAACAACCCCAGAGGCAUAUUGAUCUUCUCAGUGGCUGCCAAUGACCCUGACAGUGGCAACAAUGCUCAGGUCACUUACUCUCUGGCUGAGGACACGUUCCAGGGAACGUCUGUGUCCUCUUAUGUCUCUGUCAAUUCUGAUACUGGUGUCCUCUAUGCCCUGCGCUCUUUUGACUAUGAACAGGUUAGAGAGAUGCAACUACUGGUGAUAGCCAGUGACAGUGGGGACCCUCCACUCAGCAGCAACGUGUCACUGAGCCUGUUUGUGCUGGACCAGAACGACAACACACCUGAGAUCCUGUACCCUGCCCUCCCCACAGAUGGUUCCACAGGCGUGGAGCUGGCACCCCGCUCCGCAGAGCCUGGCUACCUGGUGACCAAGGUGGUGGCGGUGGACAGGGACUCGGGCCAGAACGCCUGGCUGUCCUACCGCCUGCUCAAGGCCAGCGAGCCAGGGCUCUUCUCAGUGGGGCUGCACACGGGCGAGGUGCGCACUGCGCGCGCCCUGCUGGACAGAGAUGCGCUCAAGCAGAGCCUGGUGGUGGUGGUGCAGGACCACGGCCAGCCCCCCCUCUCGGCCACGGUCACGCUCACCGUGGCCGUGGCCGACAGCAUCCCAGACGUCCUGGCUGACCUGGGCAGCAUCAGCACCCCCGCCGACUCUGAGGAUUCCGACCUGACCUUGUACCUGGUGGUGGCGGUGGCCGUGGUCUCCUGCGUCUUCCUGGCCUUUGUCAUCGUGCUCAUGGCGCUCAGGCUGCGGCGCUGGCACAUGUCACGCCUGCUCCGGGCUUCAGGAGGCGGGUUGGCAGAUCUCCCUGCCUCGCACUUUGUGGGCGUGGACGGGGUGCGGGCUUUCCUGCAGACCUACUCGCAUGAGGUCUCCCUCACUGCAGACUCAAGGAAGAGUCAUCUUAUCUUUCCGCAACCCAACUACGCGGACACGCUCAUCAGCCAGGAGAGCUGUGAGAAAAGCGAGCCUCUCCUGAUUCCAGAGAAGAUAAAUGCAAACGAAGAACUAGGAGUUAUUCAGGUGAGUUUUCUUUUUUAG